AUGCCGAGAUUACAAGUGAAAAGAGAAAGUGAUCCUGGAGUUAGCACUGCUGUGUCAUCUAUUAUGCAGCAUCAAAACUUUAAACGUAUGUUGAUGUUUGGAUUAAGAUCUUUAUCUGAUUUUUGUAGUCCAACAUCAAAAAUAUACAAAGAAAAUGCAUAUGAUGCUUUGGAUAGAGGUGCUGUAGGGUCUAUAAAAAAUGCAGUAGUUAAUUAUAAAGAUGAUGAUGACAUUCUUUUUUGCUCAAGUAAAAUAUUGUGUGCUAUGUCUGAUUACUGUUGUACUGAAAAAGAUCAAGAAGCUUUACAAAAAUUAAUAACGGAUGGUGGUGUAGAUGCCAUAGUAGAAAUAAUUAAAAGUUCCCCAUCAGAUCAAGAAACAGUAAAAAAUUGCAUGUCAUUUAUUGAAAAUAUGAAUGAAUUAAAUGUUCAAAUUGAAGGAGGAGAACUAGGCAUUGGUUUAUUAAAUGUUUUUACUUCUAAUACAUAUAACACUAAAUUGGGAAAGGGAAUAGCUUGUGCUUUGUCAGUUGCAGCUAAAUCUUCUUCUGGCGCAAAGGCCUUAAAUGAUGAGGGAGCACAUCACAAGUUAAUUGAUCAGUGUUUGUCAUUUCAAAAUUUAAAUGAUGAUGUUGCAGCUAUAGUUGAAGGAGCUUUUGAUACAAUUAAAAAUAUGGCCGCAAAUGGAUAUGUAGACCCAACUUUAAUUGAAAAAUCUGUACUAAUUCUAGAUAAAUUUAAGUCUUACCCUAGAGUGGUUUCAAAAGGAAGUGAUGCUAUGAAAUGUGCUGUAGGUCCAGAACAGUUAACAGAUUGUUUAAAUGUACUAAAAAAGUCUGAGCAAGGAUCAAAGGAACAAGAUGCUGCAUUAGAAUUACUGAGUUCUCUUUCUUAUAUUUCUUCAAUAACGGAUAAGGUUGUUCAAUCUGGAGGAAUACCUGUACUUAUAGAAUUAAUUAAUAGUGGUUUACAACAAUAUGAAAGUAAUCCUGAAAAAAUUUCUCGAUUAGUAGCAGGAGCAUCUAGAAUGCUAGGGAGAAUUUCAGCUAAUCCUCCUCAUGCUGCAAUUGUAUAUGAAUAUGGAGGUAUUGCCUCGCUUUGUACCGCUUUGUCAUAUUUUCCUAAUGAUCCCGAAUGUGCAAGUGCUAUAUGUUACGCUUUAACCCCGUUUGUUUCUCGCUCCAAUUAUGUUUCUGAAAUAAAUAAUUAUACAUUGUUUGCUUCUCUACUUCCUAUAUUAUAUGGUUCAUUGGAGUCAGUUGAAUUAGCAAAGGCUAGCAUGGAAUGUAUAGCUUCUGCUUCAAUGAUUAAUGAAUUCCAUGAACAUAUGGUGAAUAAUCAAGCAAUAGAAAUUUUAUCAACAUGUAUUCAAUAUCAUUUAACAGAAACUGAUUAUCUUUUAAAUUGUCUUACAGCAUAUUUUAGGUUAUCUGACUACAUAACGUCAAUUGAAUCAAUAAAUCAAUAUGGAGGUGUGACAGGAAUUGCUGAUGCCUUAUCAACAGUAACUAGUGAUAGAAAAAUAGCAGAAAUUGGACUAAAAUUAAUAAGUAAGAUGUUGACUGCCUCUGAUGCUUUAAGUCACAUGAGCAAUCAGCAUGUAGUUGAUGCUGUGUUAACUAUUAUGUUAGAAAAUGAAAAUGAAGAAGUUAUAAUCCAAGAAGGAACCAAAAUUAUGGAAAAAUUGGCCACUGAAAAUGAUUGUCAAAGACAUAUAUCUAAUUUAGAAUCAGUUAUUAACUCAGCUGAAUCAAAUCCUGAAGAUGCAUAUAAAACUUUAGCAGCUAUUUCAGGAUUAUCAAGAAUACAACCCUUAAAAAGCAUACUAGAAUCAAAAAGAGCUGAUUAUUCCGUUUUUAAUGCUAUUAGGGCAUGGAUAGAAUCACCUAGAUUUAACGAUCAAACUAGAUUAAUUAAAGCUGGAUUAAAGACAAUAAAGAUACUAAAAUUAAAUUCAUCUUCUAUGAUACAUGAGGUAAUAGCAACGAUAGUUGAUAUAAUGUGUAUUACACAAGUAAAAAGAAUUGCAGAAUCUGAAGAACCAGAUGAAAACAUUUUAAUAACUUCUGCAGUAUGCAUUAAUGAUUUAACAAAAGUAAACAAAAUAAGCAGUGACACUCUUGUAGAAGCAAGUUUAGAUAGUAUAUUUAAAUUAAUGAAAAAAUACUCAGAUUCUCGUUUAACUCAAACGAAUUUACUUGCAGCCAUAAAUAAUAUACUUCUUAGUAGUGACAGGAUAGGUGCAGAUAUUUUGGUUAAUAAAGGAUAUGUAAAGCAAAUUGUUAAUUAUCUUCAAAAAGUUCCUAUGUAUGUUGAUGUGCAGAUAAUUGGAUUUACUGUUUUAGCAAAUUUAGUUAAAAUUAAUCCUGAAUCAAUUGAAGUUUUAAGAAAAGCAAAUGCUCUAAGCCCUCUCCAAACCGCCAUGAGAACACAUGUAAAGAACACUAAAUUAAAAAUAACAUGUGCUCCUCUUUUGGCGUUGUUGAUGCCUUUAGAUUCAUUAUCAAAAGAGAUUGAGGAAUUAUUAAAGUUAUGCGAUAAUGCUAUGAAAGAAAAAAAUAUUGCAAAAUUGCACGAGUGUUUAGUUUCCUUAAAUGAAUUGCUAUUGACACCUGAAGCAAGUAAAAUAUCUGCUCGUUGUAAUAUAGGAGAAUCUCUUUUUAAUAUUGAAAAAUGGCUAAAAGGUAAUCCUAAAGCUGCCGAUUCAAUAACUAGUAAAGAUUAUGAUAUUUUAGGAAGAAGCUUAUUUGAUGCUACUAUAUCAGAAGUUGCCCACGCCUGCAUCAAUAUAUCACAAACAAGAAUUGGAUUAGUUCAUCUAACUAAACAUAAGAUGACCUCUGCAUUAAUAGAAGCAUAUGAUCUAUUACAGUUUCCUGGGAAUGAUUACACAGAAGAGGCUGUUUCUAAUAUAUUGGAAUCCUUGAGUUUACUAAUGAAGCAUGAUAUAACAAACGCUGAUACUGCAUUUAAUUCAGGAAUGGUUAAAAAACUGUGUACAGGAAUAAAUCAUUUUGCAGAAUCUGACGUUGUUAUAAAAAGUACUUGUGGAUGUUUAGCUUGCAUGUGUACAGAUGGAAAGCGUGUGAAUCAAUUAAUUAGUCAUCCAGAAUAUGAAGAACUCGUUUCUUUAAUUGUAAAAUUAUUAGGUAACUCAGAAAAAAAUAAAAAUUCUAGAGCAAACGCUAUAAAAGCGUUACACGAACUAUUAAGAACUCAUAAAGAAGAAAUUAUAGUACAUAUAUCUAGUAAAACACCUGUUAUCGAUAACUUAUUUAAAAUUAUGGAAGAAUACCAAGAUUAUCUUCCUAUUGUUCAAGAAAGUUCAAAAUGUUUAGCAAUUAUAGCAGAUUAUGUUACUCUAGAAGAAAAAAUGAAAAUAGAUAAGCAUUCUGCGAUAAAAAUAAUGGUAGGAAGUUUAAGUCAAAAUAAGAAUAAUGAAGAAACUGCAUUAGAAAUAUUGAGAGUUUUAGUUAAACUAUGUAAUGCCAAUGACAAAAUGCAAUUAAAAGAGUUAGGUGCUAUUGAUACAGUUUCUGAUGUUACUAUGAUCCACAGCGAAAAUGAAGAAAUUUCGAAAUUGGGAGGUGUAUUGUUUUCGUAUAUGGGAGCUGAUGAGCAAGUAAAAAAAUUGAUGAAAUUAAUAUUAAAUGUUAAAAAUGAUGAUCCUGAUUCAGUGCAAAAAAUAGAUAACUUGACUGGUAAAUUAGAAAUUUUUUUGAGAGCUCCUUUAGAAGAUCCUCAAGAUGCUUUGCAAUACACUGAAGUUACAUUACAGGUAUUAAAUGAAUAUUUAGCUUCCGAAGUAGAUAAUGUUUCAUUACAAGCUAAUGUAGCGUUAGUUACUAAAAGAUUAGUAGAUCGCGUAAAAUAUGAUUAUGAAGAUCAAUUGGGUUCAUGGGUAGUAGCUUCAGCAGGAACUUUAAAUCAAUAUACAGAUAUGAUUUCCAAUAAAAUAGGAAUAUCAAAUGCUAAAUUUGUAUCCCCAGUUUAUAGUGUUUUAGCUGGAUGUAUUUUGAAUCCAUAUACGAAACAAUUGGUAAUGGAUAAAUUGCCGCAGCUAUUAGAUAGUACCUAUGAAGCAUUGGAACAACAUAAAAAUAAACCAGAAGUUGUACAAGGAAUAUUCGAGUUUUUAGAACAAGUAGCAAAAGAUGAAGAAGGUGCUAAAUUGCUGUACAAACAAUGGAAUGGUUCAAUGGGAAAUCUUAUAGACCAAACAUUAGUAAUUAUGGAUUCAAAUAGAUCAAGUGACUCUGUAUGCAUACCUGGAAUGAAAUUACUGGGAGCUAUUUCAGAAACAGCGAAUUCUUCUGGAUAUGCAAAUAAUAUGAAUACUGAACGUAUAAUACAAAACUGCGAGUUGUUGUUAAAUUCAAGUUCAAAUAAAGAUAGAACAUUGGAAUUUAUUAAUUUAGUGGAUAAAAUGAUCUUGGCUAAUUUAUUAGAUGAAAAAGUAGCCACUGACGCAUUAAAAAAAAUUGGCGAUUUAGUAACUGAAGAAAAUUUGUCUAGAUAUUCAGAACAGGAUAGGGUAGAAAUUAUGAAAGCAUAUGCUGCAUUGAUAAAAGAUUGCGCCGAAACUGGAAUAUUUUUACAUAUUUUACCAGUAGAAAAGAUUAAUGCGGUAAAUAAUUUAGCAAGAUUAAUAGAAUAUGCACAAAACCCAGAAGUAACUGCAUCUGCCUUAGAAGCAUUAGGAAUAAUAGCUUCUUAUGAUACAUCUAUAGCUGCAAAAAUCUUAAGUUCUGCAUUACCAAUUGUAAUAGAAAAUAGUCGAGAUAAUAUAUUAAGUGAUAUAGGAGCAGCAGAAGCAUUUUUACAAGCUUUGGAAAAUUUGUUAUUGAAUGAAGGAAUAGGUCGCCAACUUGCUAAUAAUAAAGAAUUAUAUAAAUUAUUUGAAGAGUUAGAAAAUACUCUUGAGAAGAGAAGAGGAGAACUAGGUGAUGAUUACGUUGAUAAUAUGAAAACUAGAAUUAAUAAUAUCCGUAAUGCAAUAAAUGAUGAUAAACCAAGGGAGAAAACUUGUAAAGAUGUAUAUGAUAUUCUAUCACAAUAUACAACCAGUGGGACACCUAUUAAUAUUUUACAAGAUCCUUCAUUAGAAAAAGAAAUGGAUUUUGUGUUAGAUCGAUUAAAGAUAUAUAAUAAGGAUGACUUAAAACCUACCACGGAAGCAGGAAUUGAUCAUUCUUACGGUAAUAUGGCAAUAGAAUUAUUUUGUGAAGAUGGAGAGAAUAUUUCUGAACUUGCAAAAAAAGGAUUCCAUACUAGCGCUUUUCAUGUAAUAGUUAAACAAAGUAGUGAAAAUGUAAAACAUUACUCAUGCCGUGCUAUGUGCGCUUUUACUAAAAAUCCAAAAGGUUUAGAAAUAGUGAAAGAAAUAAAAGAUUAUCCAAAUAUUAUAAGUAAAUCAGUAAAUGAUUUAAACAUGGAUAAGACAUUAGAUAAAGAAAAUAAAGAAGAGUUUCUUAAAAGUCGUGUUUUGUUGAUAGACAGAACAGCCUACAAUAGAAAUGUAUAUGACAAGACAAAUGCUGUUCAUAAUUUAAUAGAAAUAUGGAAUGACUAUGAUAAAGGUAACUAUACUGUUUUACUCCUACGUCAUGUUUUCCGUUCCAUGAGAAAAAUUGUGUCAGAUGCACAUGUUCAGACAUUAUUAAAAGCUGGUGUUUUAGCUCGAUUAAUAAGCAUUAUAAAUAAUCCACAAACAGAUAAAAUUAUAUUUCCAGAUGUUUUAUUUUUAAUUGGUAGUUUAUCUGUAGUAAAGGAAAUAAAAACUAAAAUUGGAGAACUAAAAGGAAUAGAAGCGUGUGUAAACUUAUUGUUAAGAUCAUUAAAUGUAGAAAAAAUGGAGCCAACAAUAACAAACUGUUGUUUAGCAUUAGCAAAUAUGUGUAUAGAUCAUAAAGCAAAUAGUUCCAUUUUUUGUAAUUUAAAAGGACCAGAUUUAAACGUUAGAAUUUUAAGAGAAUAUAGAUCUAACUUUGAUGUAACCAAUGGCGCAUCUGUUUUACUUUGUAAUAUUUUGUUUAAAAAUGAGGAAAUGAAGAAGCAUUAUGGUAAGAAUGGUUCUCCUGCGGAGUUAGUACAAUGUUUAAAAAGUUAUGACGGAAGUGAUGAUAAAAAUGCAGUGAGGUGUAUUGAAAGUUUAUUUAAAGCCAUUUCCAACUUAUCUUUAUAUACGGCAAAUAUUCAAUACUUCUUAGAUGCAAAAAUUGAAGUAUCUUAUGAAUCUUGGUUAAAUAAAUUAAAUGAAUCAUUUCCCGAUGCACAAUUAGAGACAGGUUUACGUACUUUAUCCAAUUUGGUUAUGGAAAAUGAACAAAGAAAUAUGAAAAAUUUUGGAGUUACAUUAAUACCUGUAUUAAAUGUGUUAAAGCAAAAUAGAGAAGAUACGAAAGUAAUAUUUUUGUUAUUAGAUAUUUUAUGUUCCUUGUGCAGAUUAAAUGAAAAUGCUAAAAUGUUUGCUGAUAAUGGUGGAAUAGAAACAACGAUUAAUGUUAUACAAUUAUAUGAUUAUGAUAUUAAUCUAUUGGCCUUGGCAAUUCAUUUAUUAAGUAAUCAAUGUAAAAUUGAAUCAAGUUUGCCUUUAUUAGUGAAAGCAAAUGCAUUCGGAAUUUUAAUUAGCUGUAUGGAAGCAGAUACUGGAGAAUUUGAAAUGACUGAAUUAGUUGUUGCUUCGUUAAGAUGUGUUAGGCGUUUGAUUCAAUCAGAAGAAUUGGCUUAUGAAUUUUGCAAUAGCGGAGGUGUUCCAUCAGUGGCAAAUGUUAUAUGCAAAUCUAUUAAUCAAUCAAUUGUAAUGCUAGAAGUAUUGCGUGUUUUAUUAUGUGUAUUAUAUUAUACACAAAAUGUAGAAGGAGUAACAAACGAAUAUCCUGAAGAAGAAGAAGAAUUGCAUAAUGCAAAACUAGGAGGUUGGUAUAAUAUUAGUAUGGAUAAAGAAAUGAUAGAUUCAAUAAUACAAGCUGUAUUAACUUGUGCAAAUGAAGAACACCACCAAAAGCAAUUAAGACUACAAAAGGUAUCUCUCGGUUUAUUAGCAUAUUUUGCGUAUCAUCGAUUAGGGAUUAUUUCAAUGACAGCAUCAGGUUUUGAUGCUUUGGCUAAGGAGAAUUUAAAUAAUUUUGGGGGAGAUGCAAUAAUAAUGCAAUUAUUGUCUAUAUGUAUAGAUAACAUUGCAAUGUAUUCAGCAGAAGUAUAUGAUACAACCAUCACUAGAGAUAUUAUAAAAGGAUUUAAGAAUGGAUUAUCAAAAAUGAACAAUAAAAAAGAGGAUAAGCAAAUAUUCCAGAAAGUUCAGCUCACAUUAAAUGCAAUGAAUUCAGCAGAAGAUCCAUUAGAUGCAUUUAAGGAUACUCUAUUAAUUUUUGAUUUUAGCUUAUCAGAAUUUGACGUAGAUCCUUAUGUAAAUGGUGUUCAUGAUUUACCAUCUAAUAUAAAAGAUACCUUAAGAAAAGGUGGUUCUUGCAAAAUAUUUUAUAACAGUGAUCAAAGACAAGCAUUUAAAUGGAAAGCAAGUCAAGAUUUAAGUACUUUUGAAUGGACAGUUGGAGAAAACUUGGAAAAUAUCUUUAAAAUAUCUAUUGUCCGUAUAAAAAAUAUAUCUAAAGGAUUAUCUCAUCCAACAUUAAAAGCAUGUAAUAAAAGGGAACCUAGAAAAGUUACUACAAAAGUAACUUUAUGCGUUUUUGGCCCACCAACUGAGGAAUUCCCAAAUGGAUUAGAAUUACCUAUUAAAACAAAAACACAAAAAGAGAGAGAUGCAUUCGUUGAUUUAAUUGUAUUGUGGCGUGAUGCAGCUAGUUAUAAUUAUUAA
Plasmodium relictum is the source of this 7818-nucleotide messenger RNA. RefSeq names its product conserved Plasmodium protein, unknown function. Bases 1 to 7818 code for a protein of 2605 amino acids. The record is from RefSeq and is a predicted model, not a curated record. The transcript is spliced from 2 exons. Gene Ontology annotation, molecular function: protein binding. Lineage: Eukaryota; Apicomplexa; Aconoidasida; Haemosporida; Plasmodiidae.